GCCCGCACGUAGGCGCCGCUUAAAGGGGCGACGCGAGCGCGGAGCGCCGCCCGCGUCUGUCGAGGGGCGGGAGCGGCGGGCGUCGGCGUGCGGGCCCGACGGGAGGGGCCGGUGCCCUUUUAAGGCGCGGGCCGCCGGUGCCGGCGGUUUUAUUUACAUGGGGGCUCGCGGCUGUCACGUGACCGAAGGAGCCGCGGCACCGGGCGGGGGCUGAGAACGGCGGGAAGCGCGGGGCCAUGGCGGGCGGCGGCGACGACGGCUCCUGGGUGGAGCUGCGCUGCGACCCCGCGCCCUUCUCGUGCCACGCCGACGUGGAGCGGAUGCUGCUGGACGCGCAGCUGGAGCCGGACGGCGCCGACGGGUGGGCGCUGCCGGCGCGCGGCUCCCCGGCCCGGGACGAGGAAAGCGCCGCGAAGGUGAGCGAGCGGCUCCCGCCCCCCCCGGGCCGCCCGCAGACCCCGCCGGAACGGGAGGAAGCGCCGAAGUCCCGCCCGGAGCCGUCCGCGCCGCGGGACCCCCCGCAGGACGCCGAGCGGACCGAGCGCCGUCCGCCCGCAGCGCUCAGCCGGAGCUGCGCCCGCUGCCCCGAGCACCGCUGUGCGAAGGAUCACCUCCCCUUCGCGUGUCCCACCCCGCCGGUGCGGUGGGCGCUGCGGGACGGCGCGGUGCUGAGGAAGAAGCGGCUCUUCGGCUCCGAGCUGCUGCUGCUCGUCAUCCCCCCGCUGCUGCUCAGCCACGCGCUGACCCUGGGGCUGGGGAUCUACAUCGGGAAGCGGCUGGCGGCCUCCUCGGCAAACCCGCUGUGAGCGCCGGGCCCAGCGAGGAGCGGCCUCCGUUCCGCUCUGCGGGGUCAGCCCGGUGCUCGGUGCGGCGCCGUCUCCCCCCGUCCCUUCCUCGCCCCACCGGAGCCCACCGCCGCUGGCGGCCCCCGCUCCGCCCUCCACCCCCCCUUCUCCCCCCGUCUCGCCGGGCUCCUCGUUAUCACGGUGGACUGUACGUACGGCCCUGAACCCGCGGGGCCGCGUGGAAAUAAAGAGCG
This is a messenger RNA of Lagopus muta (rock ptarmigan), 1039 nucleotides long. Its product is annotated as BCL2/adenovirus E1B 19 kDa protein-interacting protein 3-like. Lineage: Eukaryota; Metazoa; Chordata; Aves; Galliformes; Phasianidae. The transcript has 5 exons. The record is from RefSeq and is a predicted model, not a curated record. Bases 237 to 806 code for a protein of 189 amino acids. Gene Ontology annotation, biological process: mitochondrial outer membrane permeabilization; positive regulation of apoptotic process. Gene Ontology annotation, cellular component: nucleus; mitochondrial outer membrane; mitochondrial envelope.